CAUUAUUAUUUCUUGCCGAUUCACUGUUGUGUAUGGUUCCUCAUGCCACCGGAACCUUCGUUUUUGGCUUCUCGCAGCGCUCUCUGUCUCUCUCUUAGUCAAAACCUGAAUCGACACCGCUUGCUCACUCAAUCGUCGCCUUCUUCCCCCAGCUGGUGUAUUGUGGUGUAGUGGGGGGUUUGAUCUGUAGUGGGUGCUGUCCUGCGAGGAAUGCACCACGUUGAGCAAUUUUGAACUAAAAUUGUGCUGAGAUUUUGUUGAAAUCUCGAAUUGGGUUCCUCCAGCAGUCGCUAUGGCGAAGGGGACGAUAGCGGACAGCGCAGCAUGGAAGAAGCUGCAAGGGCACGUCGAAGAUAUCAACAAGACACAUCUCCGGGACCUCUUGAAAGAUGAGAAACGCUGCCAGGGUAUGAUCAAAGAAGUUGACGGAAUCGUUUUCGAUUACAGCAGGCAACGUGCAACUGCAGAGACCGUGGAAGGCCUCCUCUCUCUUGCCCAGGCAGCCAAGCUCUCGGAGAAGAUCGAGGCAAUGUGGAGCGGCCAACGCAUCAACGAAACCGAGGAUCGGGCCGUCUUGCACGUCGCCCUUCGAGCGCCUCGCGAUGCUGAAAUUCUAUGCGACGGGAAGAACGUUGUCCUUGAGGUUUGGGCCACACUGGACAAGAUAAAGGCCUUCGCCGAGCGUUUGCGGAGCGGGGAUUGGAUUGGUGCUACCGGGAAGCCCCUCACAGACGUAGUCGCAAUCGGUAUUGGGGGGAGCUUCCUCGGUCCGUUGUUUGUGCACAGCGCUCUCGAAACUGACCCGUCCGCUCAAGAGCUCUCCAAGGGUCGCUCGCUGCGCUUCCUCUCAAAUGUGGAUCCUGUGGAUGCGUCCAUCGCGCUCAAGGGUCUCUCUCAGGAGACAACCCUCGUGGUGGUCGUAUCGAAGACAUUCACUACGGCGGAGACGAUGUUGAAUGCGAGGACUUGCCGGACAUGGAUCACGUCGAAGCUCGGAGCAGAUGCCGUGUCGAAGCACAUGAUUGCGGUGAGCACGAACUUGAAGCUUGUGAAGGAGUUCGGCAUUGACCCGGAGAAUGCUUUCGCCUUCUGGGACUGGGUGGGGGGACGCUACAGCGUUACCAGCGCGGUGGGUGUCCUACCCCUCUCGUUGCACUACGGAUUCGAGAAAGUAGAGGAGUUCCUGCAAGGGACGUGGAGCAUGGACCAGCAUUUCCGCAAUACACCGUUGGAGAAAAACCUCCCGGUGCUCCUCGGGCUUCUCAGCGUAUGGAACGUCACCUUCCUCGGGUACCCCGCUCGUGCAAUUCUCCCUUACUCACAAGCUCUGCAGAAACUCGCACCACACAUUCAACAAGUUAGCAUGGAGAGCAAUGGCAAAGGCGUCGCAAUCGACGGCACGCGUUUACCUUUCGAAGCGGGGGAGAUUGAAUUUGGGGAGCCCGGCACGAACGGCCAGCACAGCUUCUACCAGCUGAUCCACCAGGGGCGCACCAUCCCCUGCGACUUUAUUGGCUCCGUGAAGAGUCAGAAGCCUAUCUACAUGAUCGGGGAGAAGGUGAGCAACCACGACGAGCUCAUGUCAAAUUUCUUCGCUCAAGCAGAUGCUCUCGCCUACGGCAAGACGCGGGAGGAUCUGCAAGCCGAGAAUGUGAAGGAGUCUCUAGUCCCUCACAAGGUUUUCACUGGCAAUCGCCCCUCCUUGAGCAUUCUCCUCCCCGCGCUCAACGCCUACACCGUUGGCCAGCUGCUAUCCCUCUACGAGAACCGAAUCGCAGUACAGGGAUUCGUGUGGGGCAUUAACUCAUUCGACCAAUGGGGCGUGGAGCUCGGCAAAAGCUUGGCUACCAAGGUGCGCUCGCAGCUGAACGAAGCACGCACGAAGGACGCUCCCGUGCAAGGAUUCAACUACAGCACCACGUAUCUCUUGAAGCACUACUUAAAGGGGAAGACGUCGGUGGCGAACUCCGACCCCAAAAACGUUUUUCCGAGCGAGUUCCAGAGUUAGGCAGGAAAGAGGCGAUGUCUCGCACGCCCAACCCACACCAGGUCGUGGUUUUCUUUUUAAACUCUGCGUAUGCGACAUGAAUGUAUAACGGCAAAUAACAGACCAGGAAUUACACGAGCCUGCUCUUGCUUGCAUUCCUUGUGGAGAAUGAUGUGUGUAUGUGAGCUUGUUGGCGGUGGAUUAUCUCGUAGCAGCGUUGCGUUGCAGACUGUGGGUUGCUGUUGCUACUUGACCAGAAUGAGCGAGCGCCAUGGAGUGAAGCUUAUGAGCAGUAUGCAUUCUAUCUCUCGCACCGGGAAUAUUCUAUACAAGGUGAAAGCAAGUCUCUGAUGUUGCUUACCGACAUGGUUUCAACUUAGUGGUUUGCUUGUGUUGAUCUAAAUAUUGAGUGUUCGUUUCUUCAUGUGUGGGUUUUAGAGGAAGGGAAUGGGUUAGGGAUAAAUUUCUUGUAGAAUACGUGUAGUCUAAUUUUGCUUUAGCGAUUAGGCCUCCACUGAAUGCUUCUUUUGAUGGACUAGAGUUUUCCUGCAAUUUAUGGAUACAGAAAUGUGGGUUGCAAAGAGUGGAUGCUUUGUGAUGCAGUUUGAUUGUACAACCUCCAGUUUCACUGCUUCAUAAAGAAAAUACCUGGAAGAUUAAAUUCUUCGUUCUCCUUGUGGACAAUGCAUUCUUAACAGAACUUCGAAGUGGACA
Molecule: messenger RNA, 2701 nt
Organism: Physcomitrium patens
Lineage: Eukaryota; Viridiplantae; Streptophyta; Bryopsida; Funariales; Funariaceae
Product: glucose-6-phosphate isomerase, cytosolic
Biological process (GO): glycolytic process; glucose 6-phosphate metabolic process; gluconeogenesis
Cellular component (GO): cytosol
Molecular function (GO): glucose-6-phosphate isomerase activity; carbohydrate derivative binding; monosaccharide binding
Source: RefSeq, a predicted model, not a curated record